Molecule: messenger RNA, 998 nt
Organism: Neltuma alba
Lineage: Eukaryota; Viridiplantae; Streptophyta; Magnoliopsida; Fabales; Fabaceae
Exons: 4
Coding region: 194-802 (202 amino acids)
Source: RefSeq, a predicted model, not a curated record
UUUGUCAUUAGUCAAGCUGCAGGACAAGUCGGGUCAAAAUCGUUGCCCUUCCGCCUGCACCUUCCCAUAUCCGCGGGGUCUCCUUAAACAUUGUCUUCCAUCAUUGUUCUCGCCGUCCUCUCCUUCAUUCUCUUUGUACGUAUCUAUAUACUACCAUUCAGCCCGCUGCCUUGCAAGCCCCGAAUUUGCCAAAAUGGGAUUCUCCAAGGAAGACGCAUCCAGACGGAUAUUGAGGGCUCUCAAGACUCUGUUCUUCCUGAUCACUAUGCUCGCCUCUCUUCUCCUUUUCUCAGCUCCCCUCCUCCUGGUUAUUGCCGACGCUCUUCUCCCUUCUGCUCUCUUCUCUGCCAUUUCCCCUUCCUCUCCCUCCCUCCAGACUCUCUCUUCCCAUUUCCAUCACUACGACUUUCGAUGCUCUCUCCUCGAUAUCCCCCUCCUCUCCAUUAUCAGGUCUUUCGUCAUCUUCUGUGUGUAUAGCUCGUGUGAUGGGCCGAGACUCUCACGAGGACCAUAUCUGGGGGUAACGACGGCUUGCUCUGUUUUGUCGGUGAUAUUUGUAUCGGUGAAAGCUGCUGUUUAUUUGUUUGGCGGGUCGGGUGGAAGAACCGUGAGAGCCUCGGAAAUAGCUCUGUUCAUGUGUUCCUAUGCGCUGGCGGCGGGCCAUAUCGUGGUUGCCCAUCGAACAAGUUGCAGAGAAAGACGGAAGCUUUUGGUCUACAAGAUUGACAUCGAAGCGAUUUCAGCCUGCCAGAACGGGCAUCCGAGGUAUCCCAAGAUCCUGCGGGAGGAACGAGUCAAAUGAAGCAGCUAACAGCCAGAUGAAAUAUAUACAUACAUUUAACAUAGGAGUUUCCAGUCUAGCAUCUUCGGCUAUUCACACUCAACUGACCAGAACCUCGAGGUAUUUUCUGGUUAACCGAAGGAUGGCAGGAACCUUGACCUUAGAACGGCAAGGACUAACAAUGGGGGAGACUAGAGCUGACAGAGCAGCCGCAUAC